Messenger RNA from Penicillium longicatenatum, 1890 nucleotides. RefSeq lists its product as uncharacterized. Lineage: Eukaryota; Fungi; Ascomycota; Eurotiomycetes; Eurotiales; Aspergillaceae. Bases 1 to 1890 code for a protein of 629 amino acids. The transcript has 2 exons. The record is from RefSeq and is a predicted model, not a curated record.
AUGGCGGUUCGGCGUUCCGCCCGCCUGCGUAGCCAGGGAACUCCAGAUAGCGAUGAAUCUACCCCUCAGCCUGUCGCACCUUCUCAACUUCCUUCUGUUGAGGAAAACGAUGAGGCGCCGAGUAAUGAUCAGCCUGCUGUCCGCACACCAGUCACCAAAAAGACGACCCAGAAACGUAUUUUCACAAAUUCGCACCAGGAGUCCAAGGAGGCUAGAACACCAACUAGCGCGUCUGCUGUUCGCCCGUCUGCGAACGAAAUGCAUCCUAGCAAGGCACACCAAAGCACUACCAAGAAAGUCGAUUCAGGCCUAAUCCUCGGUUUCAACCCCAUCAAGAAAGACGCGGCCGGAAAUGUCUUGAAAGAGGGCGCGGUUGAAAAGACUCCUUCCAAGACCAAGCCCUCGCCUGCGCCCAGUCAAUUCGGUACACCAGGCUACGAGUUCAAAUUCGGACAAGAGUCAGAUCUGAGCAAUGCGGCCCAGCAAUUAAUGGAAACAAUUCGUCAGGAGGCCAGGCAGGCUAGAGCAAACAUGGAGCCGACCGAAGCAGAACAGCAGAAGCGCGAUCUUCGGGCUCCCAUCGAACGAAAGAUCGCAAAAGCAAGGGGUCAGGCGGGACGGUUCAGCGAUGUGCAUAUGGCCGAGUUCAAGAAAAUGGACUCGAUUGCCAAUCACCCUUCCUCUUUCCGGGCCGCUCCUGGUCGCUUCGAGCCUGCAACAAAGUCAUUGAAGCGUACAAAGUCCAAGGCUCAGUUGGACGAACCCGAACCCCAAAACGAGUCGCCAUCACGAUCCUCGUCGUCAGCAAAGCCAUCGGCCGUGCCUGUUCCUACUGCCACGGCUAAGCGUGUCAAACGCAACGCCGCAGAUGAUACAACAGCCAGCCGUUCAAACGUUGAGGGUGCUGAAAAGAAAGAAGAUGCUGCACCGAAACCUGUUGCCCCUCGGGCGCGGCCUCGCUCCGCAGUUCGCAGCUCUCUGAUGACACCGACUCGGUCUUCCAUGGCGCGCACGUCAUCAAUCUCCCUUAGCCUCAAGGCCCCCAAAACAUCGCUGAUUCCUUCUUUGGCACGCUCGCCCUCCACCCAGGCUCUGGCCUCUCCGCGCACUCCUCGAACUGAAUUCAACCCGCGGUUCAAGACUAACCUGCCCACGUUUAACAAUCUUAAGUCUAUUCUUCGCAGACGCCAGCCAUUAUUCUCUCGCAACCCAGCCAAGAUUGCCGCUGGUACUCAUACUGCUGCCCCUGACUUCAACCCUGACUUGCUUUUCGCUGGCCAGAAUGAUCAGAAUGACGCCGCCCCAAGUCCAUCGCCAAAGAAGCACGUUGAAUUUACCCCCAGCGUCAAGUCUCGUCAUGGAGUGGCUGAGGCCUCCCCUUCCCCUUCCAAGGUUCCCACCACUCCAUCCCGUUCCAAGCUGUCUGAGAUUGUCUAUCCAACUCUCCCUACUCUUACCCCGGAUCAUAAAUCAGCUACUGAGGCCAGCACUACUCCGACCGGGUCACCCUCUAUUCGCCAUGUUCGCUCCUCGGAAGUGGGCAAAUUGGAGCCUACCUGGCCCGAGCUCCCCGUCGUGGCCCACGGGGUGUCUCAUGGUCUGAGUAACAAGAAGAGACGCCGGGAGGACUUUGACGAUGAUGAUGUUCCCAAUGCCGAGGAUGCUGAGAACGUGCCACCUUCUGACGCCCAGUCCGAUGAGCGUGGUACGAAGAGAUUGAAGGCAAACCCGCCUACUCCCAGCCCUAUCAAAUCACGUCCUAUGAAAACUCCAAAUCGCUCUGUUUCCUCCAAUCGGUUUGGCACCCCUGCUAGUACGAAACAGAAGCGUCCGGGCAUGCUCAGUCUGAGUCGUUUGAACAUGCUCGCCAAACCAAAGGGACAGGCUUAA